CCUAAGAGGAUCAACUAUCUCUGCUGCUUUUGAAGCUUGGAUAUCGAGUCAGUGAAGGGGGAGACAUUGAGUGGUGGAUGCACAAUAUUGGAACCUACUCGCCGGAAAUUCUCAACACUGAGGGGAAAUUAUGGGAGCAACCUCAGUGAUUUACAAUGGACUCCAAACUACCUCUUUGAAAUUCAAUAAAGGCCUCACUACUUCUAAUUCCAUCUCAUCUUCUCCUCGCAAUUCGUCUGCUUCUUACGUCUCUCAUCCUCCAUUUCCGCUCCUUCGUUCAGCAAUCAAUUAUCGUUCAACUCCUAAAUUUUCAAUAAUUUAUGCUAAGAGUAACAGCGAGGAUGAUGCUACUUCCACUGUCUCAGAAUUGGAUGGAGAGGGCAGCAAGUCUCAUAUAUCAACUUCUGCAGGCAGUGCUCUAAAAGAGAAGCAUGAUCAACAGAGCUAUGCAUCAUCUGUUAAAACUGUUGCUCUGUGUGUAUUCUCUGCAGUGGUGUUCGGCGUUGGUUUGGGUUUCAAAGAUGGAGUUGGCAAAGCUUCUGAAUUUUUUGCAGGGUACCUGUUGGAGCAAAGUCUUUCUGUAGACAACCUAUUUGUCUUUGUUCUAGUCUUCAAGUACUUCAAGGUGCCAAUGAUGUACCAGAAUCGUGUGCUCUCAUAUGGAAUUGCUGGCGCCAUUAUAUUCCGUUUGUCUUUGAUACUUCUCGGGACAGCCACACUUCAGAGGUUUGAAGCGGUGAACCUGCUACUAGCAGCAAUACUCCUGUAUUCCUCAUUUAAGUUAUUUACCGCUGAAGAAGAAGACGAGGAUUUGUCGGACAAUUUUAUUGUGAAGACUUGUCAAAAGGUUAUUCCGGUGACAGCUAGUUAUGAUGGCAAUCGGUUUUUCACAAUGGACGGUGGUGUGUGGAAGGCUACACCUUUACUUCUCACGGUAGCAGUUAUUGAGUUGAGUGAUAUUGCGUUUGCCGUCGACUCAAUACCAGCUGUGUUCGGUGUAACUCGAGAUCCUUUCAUAGUCUUUACAUCCAAUUUAUUUGCCAUCUUAGGUUUGAGAUCGUUAUAUACUCUGAUUUCUGAAAGCAUGGCUGACUUGGAGUACCUGCAGCCUUCCAUAGCUGUUGUACUAGGCUUCAUUGGGCUAAAGAUGAUCCUUGACUACUUUGGAUAUCAUGUGGGAACAGAAAUCUCUCUUGGUUUUGUGGCUACAAGUCUUAGUACUGGCGUGCUUCUGAGUUUGAUUAAGAAGUCUGAUUAGUUAAAAGUUACAUGGGAGUACGACUUCACCGUACAUCUUGGAGGAACACGACGUGCUCAUGGUAGCUUUUAGCCCGUGUAACCUCAUCCAUUGAAGAAUAUCAUGUCCAGUCAUUUGUAGGUGAAGCAACCGCUCAAAAAAUAUUACUGACGGUGUCUUGUAUCUAUGCAGGGGAAGUUGUGAUGAAAUAUUUGAAGUGCUCCUGCACUUUUCCAUCUUCCCUUUUUCCUUUUCCUUCUCCCUCUCCCGCCCCUGUUUCUGGGGUAAGAUGGGAGUUAGUGUUUGUUUUUGCUCUUUAUCAAAGUUGAUCUAGAAGACUAGGCUUGCCACAAUGAGCAGUGUGAUCAUUCUUUGUGUAUAUAUGUUUCAAUGUUUGCCUUCCAAUAAAUCGUUUUUUCUUUCAUAAUA
Messenger RNA from Beta vulgaris subsp. vulgaris (sugar beet), 1666 nucleotides. RefSeq lists its product as hypothetical. The coding region runs from base 131 to 1258 and encodes 375 amino acids. Gene Ontology annotation, cellular component: membrane. NCBI's taxonomy places the organism in Eukaryota, Viridiplantae, Streptophyta, Magnoliopsida, Caryophyllales, Amaranthaceae. The record is from RefSeq and is a predicted model, not a curated record. The transcript has 15 exons.